AUGCGCUUCGUCAACUUCCUUCUUCACGUCACUGUGGCCGUCUUUGCGGGAUGCGUUAAGGUCUCGUCAUCGCAACAGGCCGAAAUAAUUUCUGCUACCGUUAACGCAGUGAAUUCGUACGAGGCCGCCUCUCCGCUCGAGCGCGAUGUCAGUAGAAACUUGCGCAUUGCGGGAAAAGAUGAUGGUGAGACUGAUGGCCUAGCAGCGGCGGAUGAGGAGAGAAACACUUGGAGAACGACACUUGACGACUUGUUCAGCCCACUACUCCAACACAUUAAAGCACUUUUAACACGGACUCACGAACACACAUAUGAUGAGAACUUCGCCAAGGUACUCAAGAAAGCAGUGAACGAUGACGAGAUUGCUAAUGCACACUACGAAGCAUUGAUGAAAGAGCCUUGGGACAAGAAUGGAGUCUGGAAGGCUAUAAAGGGCGAUGGCAAGGGAUCGACUACAGAGCGCUAUGAAGCUUACUCAAAGUUGAUUCAAGCUCAAAUAUAUGACAGCAUUGAGAGGUUUUAUGGAAAACAGCAACAUACUGUGCUUCAAGAACUUAUCAACAAGAUGAACACAUCUCCGCUGGUCAAGAUAUACGCUGGAAUGUACGCGAAGGGAUCACCGGAAUAUAGAGCAGAUUUGAAAAAAGCCAUCUUGAACGACAAUGACCGAUUUUCAUUAAAUGGAGAGGAGGCCAUCGAAUUGAUGGAAAAGUUUGCAGGUUAUGCUUUUUAUGUGAGACAGGUACAAAAACGUGCAGUGCCGAAGCCAGCGGAAAAUGAUGAGCGGUAG
Messenger RNA from Peronospora belbahrii, 789 nucleotides. The record is from the annotation of a GenBank genome assembly. Lineage: Eukaryota; Oomycota; Peronosporomycetes; Peronosporales; Peronosporaceae.